AGAUACGCGAUCGAUGGCAAGGUGUUUUAUCUUCGUGGCCGAGAGAUUGGCGCCGGAGGUUGGGCCGUCGCGUACAAGGUGUACAGGAUGCAGGACAGGAGUGUCAUUUGUGGCAAGGUGAUACAACACACGCGCAACCCCAAAGUUGCGGUGGAAAUGGUCCAGAAGUUGAAACACGAGGGCAAGGUCCUUGGGAGGCAAUCCCAUGACCAUCUGUUAAAAUACAUGGGGUUUUUCGAAGACAAGAGCGACCCUAAAAAGGCGAUGUUGCUGACGGAGUUCUGCAAUGGUGGAAACCUGGACGAAUUCAUCCAUCACCACGCUGUCGGGGGCAUGAAGCCUGAGGACAUUGUUCGCUCUCUGCACCAGGUGAGCUCGGCCCUCGAAUACCUACACCAGGGAUCGCUUUUCCACACGGACGUCAAGCCCAAGAACAUCUUCAUCCGCUGUGUCAAGCCCUUUGACGUGGUACUCGGCGACUGCGCGGAUAUCCAGCCCCGCUCAUACAAGGGAAAGCUCCUCGGAACGAGGCUGUUCCACUCUCCGCAGAUCGUCCAGAGGCGAGCGAACUGCGGUCCAAGCGACGAUGUCUGGGCUCUGGGAAUCUCGGCGCUCGCCAUGAUCGACAUGUCACCCAAGGUCAUGUACAACGUUCAGGGCCCCAAGCGGAAGGACGUGAACGUGGAUUACGACGAGUACCCAGCACGAUGUGGCACUCAUGCCCUAAGCCUGCGGCAGGUUAACAAAGGGAAUGCACUGGUCACGGCCAUCCAGAAGAUGUUGGAGCUGGAGACGGCGAAGCGCUUCAGGGCGAUCAAUGUGAGGCGGGCCAUGGAGGGGCAGCUUGACAAAUGGGAGGGGAAGACCCUGAACAUCACCCCUCCUGAGGGGUUCCAGCAGGUCGAGUUCUGGUGAGCGGCGUCGGCCCUCGAAGCCCUGCAACUUGUGCCGGAGAAUUCUUGACUAUCGGGCUCCUUGUAUUGUGUAUUCUCCGAUGACACUGUACCUUCCGGUAGACUGGACACAUGUAGGCUUCGGCUUGCUCUAUGUGGAAGAUCACGAGAUUCGCACAAUCUGGUGCAAGUGACGCCAUCGCCAGAUCAGGCUUGGCGUUACUACAGAGCCCACAAGGACGAAAAUGACUAAUCCAGAUC
Molecule: messenger RNA, 1154 nt
Organism: Emericellopsis atlantica
Lineage: Eukaryota; Fungi; Ascomycota; Sordariomycetes; Hypocreales; Bionectriaceae
Product: kinase-like domain-containing protein
Exons: 2
Coding region: 88-915 (275 amino acids)
Biological process (GO): peptidyl-serine phosphorylation; autophagy
Cellular component (GO): cytoplasm
Molecular function (GO): protein serine/threonine kinase activity; ATP binding
Source: RefSeq, a predicted model, not a curated record